Messenger RNA from Scophthalmus maximus (turbot), 1792 nucleotides. RefSeq names its product RNA binding motif protein X-linked (gene rbmx). Lineage: Eukaryota; Metazoa; Chordata; Actinopteri; Pleuronectiformes; Scophthalmidae. The record is from RefSeq and is a predicted model, not a curated record. Gene Ontology annotation, cellular component: spliceosomal complex. The transcript has 9 exons. Gene Ontology annotation, molecular function: RNA binding. Gene Ontology annotation, biological process: positive regulation of mRNA splicing, via spliceosome. The coding region runs from base 301 to 1476 and encodes 391 amino acids.
GAAGGAGAAGGGAAGGAGGGAGAAACCCCGUUGUGCAUGAGCUAGCUUACUCAAAGCCACGGCGCGCAGCAGCUAGCAGUCCACAGUGUGCACGCCGUCAUAUCCAAUAUAACUUACACUGUAGUAUAGUUGCUUAUGUUUUAGACGGAGCGCGUUGGCUCUCGGAAGGAAUCGACUCUCUCGUUGGUGGCCGGAACACUUGUUGGCAAGCGCUAGCCAAGAAACAACCGACUGCAACGGCUGUUGCGCCUAUCGCCAUUUUGCGCAUUCAACAGCCCGAGACGUUCGCCAGCAGCAAGCAUGGCAGAGGCGGACCGACCGGGGAAGCUCUUCAUCGGUGGACUGAACACGGAGACCACCGAGAAGGCCCUGGACCAGUACUUCAGCAAAUAUGGCAGGAUCGUCGAAGUGAUUUUGAUGAAGGACCGCGAAACAAACAAAUCGAGGGGAUUUGCCUUUGUUACCUUUGAGAGUCCAGCCGACGCAAAGGAUGCGGCGCGCGAGAUGAACGGAAAGUCUCUCGAUGGUAAGCCUAUCAAAGUGGAGCAAGCCACCAAGCCACAGUUUGAGAGUGGCAGCAGGCGAGGCUCUCAAACCAUGUACCCCCGCAGUCGUCCGCCCAGAGGCCCCAGAGGUUCUCGUGGAAGUCUUGGUGGUAUGAGGGGCCCACCUUCCAGAGACUACUAUGAUUCAGGGAGUUCAGAACCCUUCUUUAAAGGGAUGUCAUCCAGAGGCCCCCCUUCACUGAAGAGAGGGCCCCCAGUACGUAACGGAGGCCCUCCACCAAAGAGGUCUGCUCCAUCUGGUCCUAUGAGCCGAACACCCAUGUCAAGAGACAGGGAUCCAUAUGGUCCACCACCUCCUCGCAGAGACUCCAUGAUGUCCAGGAGGGAUGAUUAUCCAUCACCACGAGAUGACCAUUACAACUCAAAAGACAGCUACUCCAGUCGGGAUUAUAAUUCCAGAGAUUCAAGGGAUUAUGGACCUCCUCCCAGAGAUUACUCGUACAGAGAAUACUCAAAUUCCAGUUCCAGAGAUGACUAUGGCUCAAUGUCAAGAGGAUACAGUGACCGUGAUGGUUAUGGGGGAGGCCGGGAACCCAGAAGUUAUACUGACCGUCCGAGCGGUGGCUCCUAUCGAGAUUCAUAUGAUGGUUAUGGUAACUCUCGCAGCGCCCCACCUUCUCGGGGCCCCCCACCCUCCUAUGGUGGGAGCAGUGGAAGCAGUCGUUAUGAUGACUAUGGCAGCAGUUCCCGGGAUGGCUAUGGCAGUCGUGACAGUUAUCCCAGCAGUCGGAGUGACACGUAUCCACCUAGCCGUGGUGAGCGAAUGGGCAGGCAGGAGAGGGGCCCAGCCCCCCCUGUUGAGAGAGGCUACCCUCCUCGUGAUUCGUACAGCAGCUCAAGUCGUGGAGGGCCACGCGGGGGCCGUGGGGGCAAUCGAGCCGAUAGAGGAAUGGCUCGCAGCAGAUACUGAACUGGACUUGGAAAUCGCAUCAAAGCAAACGUUGGUCUCCGUGCACAGUAAACACGUGUUUUGGAAGAAAUCUGACGAGACAAACUAGCCAUGUCUAAAUCUGUGGAGUAUGAAGCCUAGCUUUGAACUGUAUCUUGACUUUCCCAAUUUUUUUAUGUGUAAAAGGUUUUUUUGUUUUUGUUUUUUUAGUAUUUCUCUUACUCAUGUAACAGUACAGUUACCAAGUGAGUGUUAGUUUUUGUACAUUCAGUGCUGUUGGAAUCUGCAAUGCCCUAUACGUCUGGCUACCCUAAUAAAGCUUUUAGUUCUACCUUGA